AUGUCUGACUCUGAAAAAGGCCAUGCUCCAGAAACCUCUGAUGAACCGGUCAACCUGAAAUUCAAUAUGAAUGUCUCUGAUCGUGAUCCUAAUGGUAUUAAUGAACACUUGAAGGUAUCUUUCUCGGAAGUCUUUGCCGAACCACAUGGAAAUUACUCGUUUGAUGCUAUCUGGAAAUUGAGUUACACUAUCUUUGAAGGCUCUAAACUAUGGUGCUACAGAAUUAUCAGUGCCAUCUUUGCUCUGCCUUGUGCACUCUUUUGCGGCUGUUACUUUGCUUGUGUUGUAUUUGGUCAAAUUUGGGCUUAUACUCCAUGUAUUCGCGGUCUUAGUAUUCUCUUUGGAUGUAUGUUCAAGAUGAUUACCUUAUGUGUCCAAGUUUGUUGUAAUCCAGUCAAUGAUUCUGUUGCGCGUAUAUUAAGCCGUAUACGAUUCUACCAUGUCAAUUCGGGCUCGCUACCUACGGUAAAACAAGAUGUCAAAGAUUUUGAUGAAAAUGUGGCUUUGACAACGGCCAGUUUAAAAGUUGUUUAG
Molecule: messenger RNA, 534 nt
Organism: Trichoplax adhaerens
Lineage: Eukaryota; Metazoa; Placozoa; Uniplacotomia; Trichoplacea; Trichoplacidae
Exons: 2
Coding region: 1-534 (177 amino acids)
Biological process (GO): caveola assembly
Cellular component (GO): caveola
Molecular function (GO): molecular adaptor activity
Source: RefSeq, a predicted model, not a curated record